Messenger RNA from Homalodisca vitripennis (glassy-winged sharpshooter), 3449 nucleotides. RefSeq lists its product as uncharacterized. Gene Ontology annotation, biological process: neuromuscular junction development; positive regulation of protein tyrosine kinase activity. The transcript is spliced from 14 exons. Gene Ontology annotation, molecular function: protein kinase binding. The record is from RefSeq and is a predicted model, not a curated record. Bases 153 to 3203 code for a protein of 1016 amino acids. Lineage: Eukaryota; Metazoa; Arthropoda; Insecta; Hemiptera; Cicadellidae.
GGUGCCGCGCUGGGCGCUGCUGUCGCAUUGUUGCCCAGUCUUGUGUUGCCGUCGCGGGGAGAGGUGGCGCGUGGUCGCGGCUUGCCUUGUAUCGUGUGUGCGAUAUGUAAUAUACUCGGUGUCAUGUGCUUUACCUUCUAGUGCCUGUAAUAAUGGAUACCAACACAAUCAUCGAGGGGACUGUCAAGUUCCGGGAUGGCAAAAAGUGGAAGUCCCGCUGGUGUGUCGUCAGGAAGCUCUCACCUGUCGCAGAUUGUAUCCACUUGCAACUGUACCGAGACAGCAAGGAACGCUACAAGCAAGGCCAGACCAAGGCCUCUCUCUCCCUGGAGAACUUCCUGGGCAUCCAAUCAGGUUUCACCCUAGACAAGGAGUCCAACACAUUGGCCAUUAUAUGCCAAGAAGUCAUUGUAGUCCUGGCGUUUGACACUAGAGAGCAUCUCAUGCAGUGGCAAGUGAAAAUCUCUGCAAACCUUGGAGAAGGUGACCAGUUCCUGGUACAGAUAUCGUCUGCCCCCGCCAGAGCUAAGCUAGCCCCUGGCCCCGCUCGGCUACUCAUACAGGAGUUCCAGUUCUGCCUCACGGUCGGGGUGCCCCCACGGCUCAUAGCCUUCUGGCGGAUACAGCAGCUCAGGAGAUUCGGGGUGGUGGAAGGCAAGUUCUGCUUUGAAGGAGGUUCCCGUUGUGGUCGAGGGGAGGGGUUGUAUGUGCUCGUAUCUGAGAAGCCUGAAGACCUCACCAGAGCUUUCAACUUGGCAGCUGAAGGAAAACUGUUCACAAGAAAACGUCCAGUUUCCAGAAACAUGUCAGUGAUGGAGAAGGCGAGGAAGCACCACACGUUCAGACCUGAGUCCCGACUGUCAGAUGUGAGCAGUGCCGACUCUAUGACUGGGGAUUCUCCCCAGGGCUACAGUCUUCCAGGAGUGAAGACACCCAGCUGCUCCUGUUCCCACAGCCGGGAAGACCUGCUGUCCUGGCCUCAAACCCCUGUCACAGACUUCCCAGACUCUGUCUCCUCCAAUGAAACCAACAAAUUUGACCUGAAGUCGUUGUGGAGCUCUGACGUGGUGAUGGGCCGAUGUACUAGCUGCAUGAGCAAGUUAGGCAGCAUGUCUCGCUCCUCCACACUUACCAACACAACAGGCAACAGAUUCCCAGUCAGCUGGACUAUGGACCGUCCAAAAAGCUGUGGAUCCCAGAAGAUGAGUCCCAGUGUGACAUGUAGCAGUGUGUCCCUCUCGUCUCAUAGCUCACAGGGCAGUUGCUGCGAUCUUCACCACAGACUUUCCGCCAUCGAACACUGCAACUCUGUGUGCUCAUCAAGCAAGAGUGCAUGCGCCUCCACGCCUACAGAUUGCAGCCACAUGCCUCCCUCCCGCCCGCCUAAACCUGCCCACCUCAGUUUUAUGCGACUCCAGUCAGCGCCUGUGGUGGACUCAACCUCCAGCCCCUCAGCAUUCCUCACACCGUCUCCUUCGCCUUCGUGCUGCUGCCAACACAGAUUACCUCCCUUCACUAACCCCUAUGGCAACUAUGAUGUUCCAAAGCCAUUAAGUUUGACACAACAGAAGCUGAAAUUGGAUCUCAAGAGUCCGUGCACACAGCUCAGGCCUCAGUCACAAUCCAGUUCAGAAGAGUAUUAUGACACACCCAGAAAACUUAAGGACAGUUUGAUAUGGGAGUAUGGGAACUACGAUGUGCCUCCUCCUGCACAACCAGUUAUCCCCUUUUCUGAAUGCAAGGGACUUGAUCUCGACAAAUCAAUAACAAGGGAAACACCAGAUGGUGCAGAGAGUGGCAACACUUCUAAUGAUGCAGAAUCUAUGUACUUAAGCCAAGAUGAAGAAAGCUCAUCUAUCCAUAUAACCAAGGUUAAACUUACUGGUGAGGGAAGAAUGCCAGUUAUGAGUCCUUGUGGGAAAAUAAUCGAAAAGCCAGACUUGUCAUACGAAGAGAAACUGGAGCAUCUAUUGGAGAAUGAGAGCCUUGCCAACUAUAAUGCUUCUAAUAUAAAUUAUGCAAAUUUAGAUGUGAGUGAAAAUAACAAUGAGGCAAUUGAUACAGAAUCUGUGCAUACCAACAACAGCGACAUGAAUAAUGAACAGAAUUAUUCUAACAUAGAAGUAAUGCAAGCCUUACAGAAUUAUGAAAACUUCCAAUGUUUUUUCUCUGACAAUCAUAACACUGAUAAUGCCAACCUUACUGAUAAUAACCAACAGCAGGAAAACAUUGAAGACAAUCAAAAUUGUAGAAAAUCCAAUGAAAACAUUUGCUGCUCAAAUUGUGGCCAUCACUGCAGUAAAGGAGAGAGUUUGAACUUAGCAUGUGUAAAUACAUGUGAAAACAGUAAUUAUCAGAUGGAAGCAAAAAACGGAAAUGUUCCUGUUGACAUAAAUAGAUGCGUAUUAAAUGAUGAGAAUAGCUCUGAUAAAAGUGUAUUAACUAACACGUUUUUAGAUAAUAAAUGCAACAGUACUUCUUGCUUGGAAGAGAUGAAGCAUGACCCCCUCUGUACACCUGAAAAGAGUGGUGAUAACAAAAACAACUCAAGUGCGAAAGCGUCCCCAAAAUAUUCGGCGUCAGCCAUUAACAGUCCAGCUUUCAGAAGGCUAACAAGGCAAUGUUCAGUGGAACAAGCUAUCAGCUCAAGGUUUCAACGGUUGUGCCUUAGAAAAAGAUCAAACUCAGUAGAUUCUUCCAGGUUCCGUGCAGAAGAUGUGUCAGUGAAAGACGCAAAGUCAACAGACUCACAUGGAAGAUCAUAUGUGUUAAGUAACCCUUCUUCUACAGAUUCCUUGUGCGCAACAGAAAAAUUAGAGAGUGUGAAGAGAAGGGAUGAUAAGAAACACAACAAUGUAAAUAAAAGUGAAUUAAAGAUAGCUCCUUUGGUUAUUUCGGAAAAUACAGACUUGCAAGAAACUUCAUUUUCAAGGCAGAAAUAUUCUUCAAAAUACUCUGACCUGAUUGGUGCUAGAUCGUCAAGUGUUCCAAACAAGUUUUUCAGUAACAGAGAUUCAUCAAGUUCUAAUGAUUCAGGAGUUUCAACAGGAUCCUUGUCUUUUAGGCCAUAUGCUACUGAUUUCUUGGAAUUUGAAAUGCCACUUACAACGAGUAUGUCUUCAAAAAGACACCACAUUGCUAUGAUAAACAGUAACAGUGAGGCAUCAUACAAAAUGAUACCGAAAACGAUCCAAAUCCGUUGAUCCUUUAAGAGAUAUAACUUUUACAUUUGAAUUUGGUGAGCAACAAAAUGGGAAAUCGACAUCAGCUGAAGCGGAAGUGCCUGUCUUUUUACUUGAAAACAAAAGCAAAGACUACCUGAGUCCACACAAAACACAGUAUCUACCAGACUCACGGAGUACUAGUAGUGGAACGUCAGACAUGUCAGACUACAUCGAAACUCUAUCUUUCUCAUCCUUCAGCUCUCUGGAGACUCCUGACGGCUGCAG